Molecule: messenger RNA, 2931 nt
Organism: Toxotes jaculatrix (banded archerfish)
Lineage: Eukaryota; Metazoa; Chordata; Actinopteri; Toxotidae
Product: poliovirus receptor-like
Exons: 9
Coding region: 161-1114 (317 amino acids)
Biological process (GO): cellular response to lipopolysaccharide; cell surface receptor signaling pathway; immune response
Cellular component (GO): external side of plasma membrane
Source: RefSeq, a predicted model, not a curated record
GCAGUCUGUGUCGCUUAAACAUGUACAGCCCACAGUUCGCGAUCGAAAGUGAAAGUAUGUUUAAGGGUUGAAUCCUGUGCCCAGUGUAGUGCGGCACUAUCUCCGACGAUCUCACCGAAGAGAAGCGUCUGUUGAAGAGGAGCGUGUACGGUAAAAGAACAUGGCCUCGCUUGGUCCCCUCUUUAUUGUCACAGCCAUCUGUAUCAGUACAGGAAAUGCAGGUUUUGUAGUUGUGCAAUGCAGCUCUGAAAACGUGGGACAGUAUGGCCAGCAGUCAUUGCUGGAGUGUGUUGUCAGACCCACAAAAGAUGCAACUGACACACAAAUUCGAGUGGUCACUUGGAAGAAGGAGGGAGAUGAGGAAGCCUUACUGGUUUUUCACAAUGGGCAAACUACACUGCAGCCAGGUUAUAAGUUUGCGGAGCCAUCCUGGGACAACAAGAACAUGAACGUGUCUCUGCUCGUCACCAACACUGCAGUGAAAAACGCUGGAAUUUAUACGUGCAUGGUGGUGACAAACAGUGGUGAUGAAAAGAGCGACAUCAGACUGAAAGUCACAGCCAAAUACAGUGUACCAGUUAUACACUCCAGGCCUGAGAAAAUUACUCGAACGGCCGAUGGUACCCUGAUUUGUGAUGCUGAUGGUGGCUACCCACAAGGUGAAAUUCGCUGGUUUGUUGAAGACAAGACAGACUGGACAAGAAGCUCUAAAAUGGAGGUGACAGUGACAGAAAAUGGUCUGUUGAAGCUCACCAGCAAGCUGCCUUUGCUGCACGGAUCCAUUUUCUCCAAGUAUACCUGCGUAGUGUACAAUGCCAGUGGAGGCAAAGAAGAUGAGGCCAUAUAUAAAGUACAAGACCGACCAGAAGGGCAAGAAGGAGGCAGGGUUCUGGGGGCUCCAGCCUCCAAAAUAGUUGCUCCUGUGGUGGUCAUCGGGUCGCUGAUCAUAGGAUUGCUGUUGCUGCUGAUUUAUAGAAGGCGAAAUCAGCAGGCACGGAGGCACUCCACAGCACCCCUCAUGCGUGACCAUCGAGAGGUUUCUCAAGAGGAAGCAGAUUAUGACAGAGACAAUUCUCAGACAACAGAUAAAGAGUUCCCAGGUGGCCAGGUCUGAGGAGAUACUGCAUGUCACAUGAAAAUGCUUACUUACCAGAAACCCCUGAAAUCAACACUUCCUUGUUUGCUAAACUACUCUCUGUCAUUGUAUCUAUCCUACUGCAAACGAUAUAACCAAGGAAUAGUUUGUAUCACUGUGAUUUAUCAGAGGAAAUGUGACAUCUUCAUUUACCUAAUGUAAGCUUCCUAAGUAAACACAAGGUCGGAAUACAAUAAAUCAGACUGAUCAGACAAUCAGAAGCCAGGGAGUCCAGUUCAGGCUGUGAGACCUUAAAACUCUCAGCUACAUCAGGAGCAAAAUGUAACAUGGUAGAAGUAGCUUUAGGGUCUGAGUAUGUGUUGUGUGUUGGAGGAUAAAGGGUUUUUUAAUUUGUCUUUGUUCAGCCUACACAGUAACGGUAGCAUUUUAAAGGUUGACAGAGCCUCCCCUCUCACUUCCUUUUCUCAUAUUAUGUCAGCGGUUAUAAGGAAAUAUGGAUUCAUAUUCUAGGGAGAGGGGCAGGGAGUUAUGUGUGUUGUGUGUGUGUGUGUGUGUGUGUGAGAGAGAGAGAGAGAGAGAGAGAGAGAGAGAGAGAGAGAGAGCCCCAGCAAUAUGAAAAUGCAGCUUUGUAAUUGAACAGGCUGUUUUUUCUAAUUGAACUUUUUGUGUUUUUACUCCACAUGAUGAAUUUAUGCAGGUUUUGUGAAGAUAUUUGAAAAAUAAGAAUGGUCAAUAAGACUGCUGUUUCACUAUAUUUUUUCUUACUGACAGCAAAUGUCACUGGAACCCGAAAAUGAAUAAUGUGUUAGAACGUCUCAGUCAUUUUUGACUGCCCUACCAUGCCAGUGGCACUCAGAUAAAGUCCCAUGUCUUUCUACAGGUAAUGUAAAUUGUAAAAAGUGUGUAGAGUUAUUAGGAGAAAAAAAAGCUGCAGUAAUUCCCUAAACACUAUUUGUGUUUCUUUAAUGAAGAGACAUGUCACCCAGUGCUACUAACUGAUGUGUUUUUAAUUAUUGUCUUCCCAAAUAUAAGCACCUCCACUAUAAUAUGAAAUAUUUGUGUUUGAGAUUUGUAGACCAUAAAAUAUUCAGUCUUUCACUAGCCAUUACCCUUUUAGUGUCCUUGUAUGUAAGUUUCUCAUGGUUUUGGUCAGUCUACUGCAACUCUUUGUGGGGGCUGAACACACUUGGCAGUGAGCCUCAGAGUUCAGCCCCCACAAAUUUCAUAUCCUUUUUCUGGUCCCUGGGAAAGUUUACCAGAUAGAGUCCUUGUUUUAGUCCCGUGUGUCUUUCAUGUUUAUUUAUGUAACAUCUGGCCACUCUAUGAGUCUUUCAGUUCCACACUUCUCACCAUCACCAUCUGAAAGCAGGUCUCAGAAAAAUGGCUGUCCAUAUUAGAACAGUUAGGGAACAUGAUUUUUUUCAUCUGAGGUGUGCUUGGUAAUGGAGCAGGCCGCAACAAAAUGUUCUGUGCUUAAGAUGUCAUGUCAUCAUCUACCGCCACUAUGUGUAUAUGAUUAAUCUUGAUAUUGUAACACAGAGUCAUUUGGAUCAUUCUUUUACUUUUUGGAGAGAAAAACAACAUAAGUUUAAACAUUGAAAUAUUUUAAUUAUUUUUUCUGGCAAUUUAUAAACCAUAAGGUGCAUACAGUUUUGCAGAUGUUUUUAUAAAUCUGUGUAAAUUUAUAAAUUCUGUGUGUCUGUGUGAGUUCUAUGUUGUUGAUCGAAUUUAUACAUCACAUUAAAAGCUGUCACUCGGGUGUUUUUCUGAUUAGCACUGUGAACUGUGAUUUGUGAUCUUUAAAUGUGAUUAAAAGAGUUUUUUAAAACUGAAAA